Darwinula stevensoni is the source of this 1128-nucleotide messenger RNA. NCBI's taxonomy places the organism in Eukaryota, Metazoa, Arthropoda, Ostracoda, Podocopida, Darwinulidae. The record is from the annotation of a GenBank genome assembly.
AUGAAAAUGCCAAAAAUAUUCAUUGGGAAAGUCGUGGAAGACUACAGGAAGAGAGCACUCCAUUUUGCAUUCACUUUCAAAGAUGUUCUUUAUAAGUUACUUGUGGUUUUAUUGACCACAACUGUCCUUAUAUGGCUCUCAGUGUUUCUCUAUGGUGUUUUCUACUAUCUCUACAUGCCAGCAGUUGCACAUACGCGACCAGUGCACUUCAUUUUUGAGCCUUGCAAGGAAGAAGCUGGAUUAUGUAGCUUUCCAUCAGCCAAUGUAACCUUGGCACAACGUUUCAAGGAUCACCUCUUGAUGAGAGGACAGCAGUACCAUGUACUCCUUGAUCUUGACAUGCCUGAAUCACCCAUGAAUCAACAGCUUGGCAUGUUCAUGGUGAAGAUAGACCUGAAGGAUUAUGAUGGGAAUGUGAGAAAGAGUGGGACACGAGCAGCGAUGCUGCGUUAUCGCUCAUUCCUUCAUCAGUUAGUUUACACUCUGGCAUUUGCUCCAGUGCUGCUCACCGGAACUUUUGAAGAAAAGCAACUUGUCACCGUGGAGCUUCUCAGUCUCUUUGAGGAUGAUCCUAAUGACCCAGUGACACAUGCCAUCAUUGAAGUACAAAGUCGCCAUGUUCAAAUCUAUGGAGCUCAGCUGCGAGUUCAUGCUCAUUUCACAGGCCUCAGAUACCUCAUGUUCCAUUUUCCGGUGUUAUCAGCCGUGAUUGGAAUUGCAACAAACCUCUUCUUCCUCAUCUUGGUGGCUAGCUUCUCCUGGUAUCACUGGGUCUUCCUCCCCUACCAUGAAAAUGUGGUCAGGGUGGGUUUUGAUGAUGCCACGUACAAGAGCCUCGAGGCAAGACGAGCAGAACUCAAGGAGAGGAUGGAGAAGCAAAAGCACAUGAAGGUUGACUCAAGGUUGAGAUCAAGGAGCCUGAGCUAUGAUUCCCUGCCAGUGAUUGAGGAGUAUGAUACAGGAAAGGAGAGACACAAAAUUGAGAAUCUCUCCUCCUUGCCCUCAUCCAAUGAAAGUCUCCAUCAACCCCGAAAAAUCACUCGAGUGUCCACCAAAGAAGCCCUUUCCAUCUUGAAGGAUUCCUCCCCUGGUACCCCUUCUUUUGGGAGUGAAGAGGAAAGAGAAGGG